GCUUGACAAUGUGCACACAUUGAUAUCAAGCACAAAACUUUGACAAAAUUAGGACAGACUUGGCAAUGCCAAAACUGCAAAAAUGAAGAGAAACUUUUCACAUAUGGUGCCAUGUUAUAACUAAAGCCUGGCCCAUGACAAGGAGAAACCCAAAAAAGACUCUCUCCAAAUUAGGGUUUUGGCCUUUUGAUUCUGGGUCUUCUUCUUCUUUUCUUCUCCUGGCAUAUUCUCAGCUAGAGAGUCGGGAAAGCACUUGCACUGAGUAAAGAUGUGGAGAUCUAUAGCUAUUAAAUCGAGACAAGCAGCACACAGCUUAAGUGCAGCCACAAGCUACAACAAGGUAUCAUCAGCUUCUCAUUUCUCCAAUUGGGUUCCUUGUCAACAAAACCUUCGUUUUCUCUCAAAUUUGUCUGUAAACACAAAUGAUACUGAAAUUGACCACUCCUCACAUGGUUCUGCUCAAAACAAUUACGAUGGUGACGAUGAAGGCAAAGUUACUGAUACCCAUUUGCACAAUUUUUCCCCUCAAGCAGAUAUAAAUGAAGUCUCACACCAUUAUUCAAGUGAAAAUGGUGAUACCCAUAUGGAUAAUUUUGUUCAGCGUUCACCGGAUUUAGCUGAAGAAGCUAAUACCCAAAUUCAUGGCGAGGUAGAGGGACAUGUUGACUAUGUAAUUGAUGCUGACAAGUUAGAAAAUGUAUUAUCUUUGUUGCAAAGUAGCACUGAUGCCUCACUAGAGUCAAGUCUUGAUAAUAUGGAUUUACAUUUACAUGAAGAUUUUAUCGUCAAAGUUCUCGAAACCCCUCUUAUUGUAGGCGAUAAUUUGAUUAAGUUUUUCAAUUGGGCGAUUAAGCAGCCAGAUAUCAAUGUCACUACUCGUUUAGUUCAUCCGCUUGUUCGAGCUAUUUGUAGCGAGCUUAGGAAGAAAGACGCAUACGCCUUAUGGGAUUUAGUUAAGGACAUUGGUGAGGAGGAGAAUACUGUGCUUAAUGUUGACCUUCUUAAUCAGUUGAUAGCUUUGUUUUCCAAGUUAGGUAAAGGGAAAGCAGCUUUUGAGGUUUUCAACAAGUUUGGAGACUUCGGCUGUGUUCCUGAUUCUGAGACAUACCAUUAUACAAUUGAAGCCCUUUGUAGGCGAUCUAUUUUUGAUUGGGCUUCAUCAGUUCGUGAAAAGAUGCUCAGAGCAGAAGCCUUGCCUGACACUGAGAAAAUUGGUAAGAUUAUAUGCUGGUUUUGUAAAGGAGAUAAGGCAAAUGAUGCCUAUCUGGUGUAUCUGUUGGCAAAAGAGAAGAACAAGUACCCACCUCAGCCUUCAGUAAAUUUUUUGAUUGGUUUGCUCUGUCAGAAGAAUGAAACUGUCAAAUUAGCUUUGGAGAUGUUGGAUGCUUUCUCAGGUCCAAAACGCAAGUAUGCAAUCAAGCCUUUUUCAUCUGUCAUUCGUGCUUUGUGUAGGAUCAAAGAUCUUGAUGGGGCAAAAAUGUUGCUUUCUAAGAUGGUUGAUGAGGGUCCACCUCCUGGAAAUGCUGUGUUCAAUUCCAUUAUCAAUGGCUAUUCUAAGUGUGGUGAUAUGAAAGAGGCAAUAAAGAUGAAACAACUGAUGGUAAGGAGGGGAUUGAAACCGGAUCUUUUCACUUAUGCUGUAAUAAUGAGUGGUUAUGCAAGUGGUGGUCAGAUGGAGGAGGCUUGCAAAGUACUAUCAGAAGCCAAAAAGAAGCACUCUAAGCUCAGCCCUGUGAUGUACCAUACAGUCAUCCGAGGAUAUUGCAAACUUGAGCAGUUUGAUAAGGCUUUGGAUUUGUUAGCAGAGAUGAAGACAUUUGGGGUCCAAGCUAAUGCAGAUGAGUACAAUAAGUUGAUUCAAUCUCUAUGCUUAAAGGCCUUAGAUUGGGAAAGGGCAGAGAAACUGUUGGAGAAAAUGAAGGAGGAUGGCUUGCAUCUAAAUGGGAUCACACGAGGUCUUAUAAGAGCAGUUAAGGAGCUGGAGGAUGAGGGGAUUGAGAAAGAAGUAGGCGCUGAAGCUUGAAGUGUGGAUGCCUCAUACAGAUGUUCAAGUUUUGGAUCUCUAGGUUUUUCUUUUUUUUGUAAACUUUUCUCCAUAGUAUAAUAAUGGAAGCUUUGAAUUUUUUUGUGGCAUGCAUUCUUGCUCUUUGCAUGAGUUAGAUCACAAAAGGGCUAAAUUUGGUUGCUUAUGAUUCA
Messenger RNA from Ricinus communis (castor bean), 2196 nucleotides. Its product is annotated as pentatricopeptide repeat-containing protein At3g02650, mitochondrial. Gene Ontology annotation, molecular function: protein binding. The transcript has a single exon. NCBI's taxonomy places the organism in Eukaryota, Viridiplantae, Streptophyta, Magnoliopsida, Malpighiales, Euphorbiaceae. Bases 269 to 2023 code for a protein of 584 amino acids. The record is from RefSeq and is a predicted model, not a curated record.